AUGCCAGAAAUGUUAAUUGACAAUAAUAAUAUCUCAACACAAGAUUCGGCACCUUGCCCAAUCUACACGUGUCAAAUAUCAAACAAGAAUGAAAUAAAAGUCGAACAAUCAUGUACCGUAUGUAUGGAAUCAAAACCAUGUAUAGAUUUUGAAACACAAUACAAUAGUGACUGUACACAUUCAACUCGAACAAUCUGUAAUAGUUGUACGUAUGAAUAUUUGCGUAAUAAUUGGAAUAUUGGCUCCGAAAUUUCUUGUCCAGAAUGUUCUAUUCCUUUAUCUCAUAAUGCCAUUAAAUUGAUUCUCUUCGAGAAUGGUGAUAUUACUCUCUACAACCGUUAUAUACAAUUUGAACUUAAUAGAAUUCUUGAACAAAAUCUCGAAUUUGUUUGGUGUUCACAUGGUUGUGGUUCGGGUCAAUUGAAUGAAGGUGCAACAAUGAAUAAUACUAUUGAAUGUGUUAAUUGUCAUAAAUUAACUUGUUUCACACAUAAAUGUCCAUGGCAUGAUGGAAUGACAUGCGAAGAAUAUGAUAUGCCUCGAACUAAUGGACAAUUACAUGCUAGUGAACGUUGGAUCAAAGUGCAUACUAAAGAAUGUCCCACAUGUCACUCUCAUAUUGAGAAAAGUGAAGGUUGUGAUCAUAUGACUUGUUUGAAAUGUAAGCACGAAUUCUGUUGGGAAUGUUUAGUUCCUUAUUCAAGUAUCAAAAGGCAUGGUGCUUACUUACAUGAUCGUAAAUGUAAACAUUAUCCUGCUACAGAGACACGAAAUCUUUUCAAGCGUUUUAUUGAUCUCUUCUAG
Messenger RNA from Rotaria sordida, 804 nucleotides. The record is from the annotation of a GenBank genome assembly. Lineage: Eukaryota; Metazoa; Rotifera; Eurotatoria; Philodinida; Philodinidae.